Colossoma macropomum (tambaqui) is the source of this 3639-nucleotide messenger RNA. It is a transcript of the gene slc22a17, whose product is annotated as solute carrier family 22 member 17. Gene Ontology annotation, biological process: transmembrane transport. Gene Ontology annotation, molecular function: transmembrane transporter activity. The transcript has 10 exons. The coding region runs from base 678 to 2408 and encodes 576 amino acids. NCBI's taxonomy places the organism in Eukaryota, Metazoa, Chordata, Actinopteri, Characiformes, Serrasalmidae. The record is from RefSeq and is a predicted model, not a curated record. Gene Ontology annotation, cellular component: membrane.
UUUGCCGAGUCCGGCUGCUCCUUGUUCCGCUGCAGUUUUCCGCCCUCUUUUCGUCUCGGAGAGGCCGGUUCGCCCAUGACCGCCCCUUUAAGACGGCGGCAUGUCGUUUGUUUAAUGUUCCAGUUUUCUGUCGGCAGAUACGGGCUGGAGUGCGGAGCCUGUGCUGAGCAGCAGCAGCAGCAGCCGUUCAGCCUUUGUUCGGAUGGAGACGAGUUUUUCUUCUUCGCUGCUGCACUGAGACAGCUGUGUGUUACCGGUGAACGCCUGGCUUUUUGAGGGACCUGUGUCGUUUUCCGGACACGCCAGUCCGAGGCAGGGAGGGCUUCAUGAGGAGCAGCACACUGAGGGUCCGCCGCUGGUAGACGCAGUGAGGGGGAAGAGAAGGCGCAGUAACGUUAAACCGGCGCUGCCGUCCAAAAUCCAGCCCAGCCUCCUCAUAUAACACACACUCACACGCACACACACACACACACACACACACACAGUGUCCAGUGAAGUACUGUCAACACACUCCAGCUCUGUUAACCAGCUCAAAACGGGGGUGGACAGAGGAAGAGACGGAGGGAGAGAUAUAGACCCACAGUCUAUUUUUUUCCCUCACUCUUUCUUAUUUUCUCCUUCCAUCCGAGGUCCACCUUAAAGCAGGCAUCCAGAAGUUGUACCUCAAGGCAGACACCAUGACGUCACCCCCAUCACCUCUCCCCUCCCCUUGCCCCUGUCCUCCACCCCCACCAUCGCUACCCUCCUCCCCAACCCCAUCCUCUCCUGCCCCUUCCACCCUCCCCCUUCCCCCCUCUCUGCCCCCUACUGGUGAGGUGAUGGUCUUGGCUCUGGGGCGGAAGAAGCAGCGGCUCCUCAUCGCCCUCUCCAUCUUACCCAACCUUUUCUUGGCUUUUCUGCUCUCCUCUGACCCUCUGCUGACCCUGGCGUCCCCCCAUCACUGCCACCUGCCAGGGACCACCCCAACACCCGAACUGCUCAAUGCCUCUCUGCCGUGGGAGAAGGGUGAGAGGGAGGGGGAGAGUGGACGACUCUCCCCGUGCAAGCAGUACCUGUUCGUCAACGGCACCCGCUCUGAUGUAGUGGUCUGUGAAGCUGGGUGGGACUACAACGUCACAGAAGGCUUGAGGAAGAACAUUGUCACAGAGUGGGAUCUGGUGUGCGCUCAGUACUGGCUGGUCCCAGUGGAGGAAGUCUGCUUCAUACUGGGCAUCCUCACAGGCUGCCUGGGACUCGGAUAUGCUGCUGACCGAUUGGGCAGGCUGAAGACUCUGCUCACCUCUCUCACUCUCUCUGUGAUAUUCGGCACACUGGUGUGUGUUUCUCCCUCACCCCCCAUCUUCAUUGCCAUGCGGUUCUGUCUGGCUGCGGCCAGUGCUGGUGUCUACCUCAGCCUGUAUAUCACACGUUUGGAACUGUGUGACCCUUCACUACGAUUGGUGGUCACAAUGUUGGCGGGACUGACAACAGUUGCUGGGGAGCUGCUUUUGCUGGGUGUAGCUGUUGGAUGCCAGUCAUGGAGGGGGCUUUUAGGAACUGGAGCUGCUCCUCUUUCCCUCUUCCUCUGCUAUGGUAUUCCAGGUGUUUUUCCAGAGUCUCCACGCUGGCUCUUACUCUCAGAGAGGACGAGCGACAUGAACUCCUUCAGCGAACGCAUUGAACGACAAAGAGAAGACGAUGGCUUCACAGAGCUGGAGUCUGAGCCCCCUCCAUCUCAUCGCCCCCAUUUGUCCUUCCCAGAGCUACUGCACAGCAGAAACAUCUGGAAAAACAUGUGUGUGCUGGGCUUCACCUCGUUCAUCUCCCAUGGCAUUAGUCACUGCUAUAGCUCCUUCAGGGGUGAUGUCAGAGGCACCACUCCCAGUUUCUAUUGGACCUACCUGCUGUCUGUUUGCGCAGGAGGAGGAGCCUGGCUGUUACUCUGGGCGACAGUGGACAGGUGCGGCCGGCGUGGAAUCCUCCUGCUGGCCAUGACCAUGACUGGGCUUGCAUCUCUCAUCUUACUCGGGCUAAUGGAGUAUCUGAGUGAGUCGGCCAUUACGGUGUUCUCAGUGAUGGGCCUGUUCUCCUCGCAGGCUGCUGCCUCUCUCUGUAUCCUCUUCACUGCUGAAAUCAUGCCCACCAUCAUCAGGGGCAGUGGGGUGGGUGCAAUCCUGGCUCUGGGCUGCGUGGGUCGUCUUAGCUCUCCUUUGAUGGAUCUGCGUAACCAUUAUGGCUACUUCCUGCACCACGUGGUCUACUCUUCCCUGGCUCUGCUGGCUGUUCUGUCCAUCCUGCUCCUCCCGGAGAGCAAACGAAAGCCCCUGCCACAGACACUGGCUGAUGGUGAGCAGUACCGGCGCCCCCCGCUGGGCCGGAGGAGGAGAGACAAUGUUCCGUUGCUUGCCACACCUAACCCAGAGACCUAGCUGACCCUGUAAACGCACAUGCACUUGUUCACCUCAGCCCAUUCCCCCCUGACUGUCACCAUGUCCAUGUGGGAAAGGAAGCAAGGGGUCUGUAGGACUGCACUGUCAAGCCCUCUUAACCUUCCAUCUCCUAUCAUUCCUAACACGCAUAAAUGGAGCUACGGUACGUCGAGUCCAUCCAGGCUCCUGUUGAAGUGUGAGGGGGUGAGAGGCAGAACGGCGUAGAGAGCCAUCCACACUCAGUGACACGUAGUAUGGCAAGGCUCACAAUUUUCUCCAGUCAGUGCCAAUCCCAUAUACCACAAAACAGCAAGUAACACUCCACAUAGCCACCGUCAGGGACCUCAUCCAAGUCUGUACCACCCAUGUAGCAUUCAGUGACAUACCCACUAAUAGCAUCAACCAGAUUACACUUCACUGAGGCAAGGGCUCAAUACACUAUGGUUGUUUUGUAAAUAUCCUAAUUGUACUCUCUCUGAACUAAAGUAGAUUUAAGUUCUCACUAAAGAAGAUAGGGAAGAUAGUCUUUGCCCACUUUAGUACUGUAAAACGUGUUGCUGCUGGCCCAAAGGCACAAUCGAGAAGGACACGGCAAACAGUUCUCUCUCACUGCAAGUGCUUCUGUUAUUUAUGAAUGGAUAGUUUAUAAUGGCAUUAUGGUUUAGGAAUGCUGGACUGUGGCAUGCCAACAGAACAGUGUAUUUAUAUUACACUGAUAAUCCUAGUCUGUUCCUUUAAGACUUUUUUUUUUACUUCUGAGUUGGAAGAAAUGGGAUUCAACUUUAAAUAACCCUCACUCUUGCAAACCGUCCAGGUUGAGUCAGUAUUACUGAGUGUGCAGGGUAAAGAGGGUGGAGCACUAGUUAAGUAGGAUGUUGGCUUUUUGUCCAGGCUUUUUUUUAGAGUUAUAUUCUCAGACUUUAUAUUUGGCCUUUUGCUGAGUUCUCCAGAGUCUGAGCAAAAAAGUGGAAAAAGGGCCAGAAAACUGAAGUAACAUAGCCUUCUCUUGUAACCUGUCAUCUGUUAGUUUGAGUUAGUUUAUUUUAUAAAUGCACCUAAUAAUUCUCUAUUGGUAGUAAUAAUGAUAUGAAUGAUAUUAUAACAGUUGAUACAAAUGUACUGGAGAAUAGAAAUGACUGACUGCUUCAGAUUAUUUACCGAGUAAUAAAAGUGGUGUGAUUAUGUUAACUCUUUAACAAGCUUCAUUGAAAAUAAAAAUGUCAAAAACAAA